AUGGAGACCUCAAACUCUUCCGUGGACGAGAAGCCUCCAGGAGGUUGGCAAAGUUAUAUGCAGCCGUCCGGCCACGGCCAGAACAUCACACAGAAUAACGCAUCGGUGCAUCAAUUGAAGGCACCCAUCCUGGUAGCCGGAGGCGCAGAACCUCUAUGUCGCCGAACCACUUUCUUCGUCAAUGUCGACUGGCGAAUGGGCGCAACACUGGCGACGGCUACCAACAUUGUCGGUCAGAUGUACGUUGAGUGCCUGGAGCCUGCCGAGAGACUUCAUCCGUACCCCGUCAUUCUCAUCCACGGAGACUUCCACACUGGCCAGACAACCAAGCCAGAUGGUCAGCCAGGAUGGGCUUCUUUCUUCCUCAAGAAAGGAUUCCAAGUCAUGAUCGUCGACCUGCCUCCUUCCGGCCGUUCCAAUUUCCUUACGACUUCCCACUACACUCACAGAGAUGUAGGGUUGAACUCGAGUUCACUCAAGGCACCAGCUGUCGAAACUACACUCACCGCACCUGGUAUACCCAGAGCGCCCAAUGUACCUCUCCAGUAUGAGAGAGCAGCAUUACACAACAAGUGGCCAGGCACCGGGCAACGUGGAGAUCCUGUAUUUGCCAAAUAUUGCGCUUCUUUGGUUACCCUUCACCUCAGCAAAGUUGAAAGGCAGUCCCUCGCCCAGAACGCCCUUCAGGCUCUCUUGCGCCAUGUUGGAAAGUCAAUCCUCGUUGGUGAAGGUGCUGGCGGGAACACGACUUGGCUAGCAGCUGAUGUUGAGCCCGAUCUUGUCGCUGCGGCUAUCGCUAUUGAGCCCGUGGGGCCUCCUUUUGGAACAGCAUGCCCUAGGGAAGGAAAUCCGUAUCGCAAAUUGAACCCUUUCAUCGAGAAACAAGAGGGUACUCGACUUUACGGACUCUGCGAUAUCCCGAUUACCUAUGACCCUCCUGCCCAUCACCAUGAAGGAUAUGACCCCCCUGCGCGAGAACCUCUAGACUUGAUCAAAGUCAUAGCACCCGAUGGAAGAAGCGAAUGCUUUAUGCAACGCGCUCCCGAUGACAGGUCAAACUCAACUAACAAACCGAGCGGCAAAGUCCGCCAACUUAUCAAUAUCAAGAAGGUUCCUUGCAUGAUUGUCACUGCGCACGCCAGCUCGCAUGCAAUGUAUGACUGGGCAGUGGUAGCAUUCCUGAUGCAAGCUGGUGUCGAAGUCGAUUGGGUCAGACUCGAAAAGCUUGGAAUCGAAGGCAAUGGACACUUAAUGUUCCUCGAAACCAACAGCGAUGGAGUUGCUCAGGUGCUGCAUGAUUGGAUUUCAAGGAAAGCGACUCCCAAAUCCUUUUUGGAUAUGCCGAACAGUGCCCCGACUGCAGGACCGACAGAUCUUGCUGAAAUGAUUGAACAAGCCCAGAAGCACAAUCUAUCGAGUGUCAUACCAAGCGACUUGCCCUCUCCAGGUCAACCGACACAAUUUGCAACUCCUCAGGUGAAAAAUACCCCAGCAGUUGAAACGAAGGCCUUGGAGACACCUCAGCUUCAAAGUUUUGGACCACCAAAAAGCCGUCCGAUUGAGACGCCGCACCUGCCAUUACUCGAAGACUCAAACAAGCGACCGGCUAUGUCUUCAGGACAAACAACUGUAAGCAUGAACGAAUAUCACGGGUCGCCUCUUCCACUCAAGUCUUCCGGACACAGUCGCAAGCGAGCCAGAUUCGACAUUCCGAAGGCGGCAUCUACUCCGUCAUCUACUUCUUCCUCGCUUCCUCCGUUGAACCAGAAGUCUUCCGAGCAGCAGCAACCGCCGCAUUCUCUCAAGGUUUCUCAAGCUCCCCACCAGCAAAGUCCGGUACCGAUCCCGGACCACGGCAUGGCUGAUGUUUCCAUGAUGAGGCCUAAUCACCCAGGAGGUCCCGCCAGAGUAAGGCAGCAGGAGAACAGAAGCAUCCGCUCUCCUUUGGCGAGUCCUGCAUUCAGCCUCUCUGCUUAUGAUCAAGCUCCCAAUCCCUUUACCGACCGACCGGGAAGCUUUCAUGAUGAACUAUCUCUUGGACAACAAUUCAACCCGGCGUACAGAGACAAUCAGCGUAGUUUCAAUUUAAACAACGCUCACACAACAGCUCGAUUCGAACGUAACCCCGGAACAGCCGAAGAGUCCAUCGCCGCCAUGGCUAUGAACAACCCAAACCGCACUGGUUCUGGUUUGUCCUACCCUUCUAUGGCAAGCCAACCUUACCGACCAGCUGCGACAGCGCAGUUGCAGCAGCAGAUUCCUUAUCUUGGACAGUUGAGUAAUCCCCCUACAGUGACUUCUGAGGGAGAUUUCUGUCCACUCUCGACUCCCACCUCUGCUGGACAAUCGAUGAGCGUGGCAGCUCCAGAUCCCCUCUUCACUCCUCUGCCGUCAUUCUCAGACUUGAGUAGUCAUGAGCAGAACCCUUUUGUCGCAUAUCCGCAGAUGACGCCUCCAAGCCCAUCUCCAAUGCCUAGACCGUCAUCGUUGAUGAACCCGCUCUCAUACAAUCUUGACACGGGGUCACCUCACCUGGCCCAAUCGCAACGCAAGUCAACUCCCAGAUGA
Fusarium poae is the source of this 2568-nucleotide messenger RNA. RefSeq lists its product as uncharacterized. The transcript has 3 exons. Bases 1 to 2568 code for a protein of 855 amino acids. NCBI's taxonomy places the organism in Eukaryota, Fungi, Ascomycota, Sordariomycetes, Hypocreales, Nectriaceae. The record is from RefSeq and is a predicted model, not a curated record.